CCAUGCAAAGAACAAAAAGCAAGUUGAUACCGCACGAACUGCGGCCAGCAAAUACAGCUCAAAGCACAAUCGAACAAAACCGCUUGACGACUGAGCUAAAAAAGCUAGAGAAAGACAAAAACGUAAGCAUUAGCCAACUGAAUGCAAGUCAAGCUGUACUCCAAAAGAGCCUCCGGGCGAUGGUCACUGGAGGUCAGCAGUCGGCCCAGGAUACGGGAGACUCCUCUCAAACCGGGCCCAGUCCCGCUCCCAGCGUUCUGAACCCCAAUAUCGGACCAUCGCACCUCCGCGUGACAGAAUCGACACCGCGGUCGGGCAGCCGCGUCAACGUCAUCAUGGCGGACCCGGACGUGCUGGCGACUCACUCCACCAAGUCCUUCAACGGCCAGAUCAUCGGUGGCCAGGCGCAGUUGGUGCGCAAGCUGGAAUCGAACCGGAGUAUGCGCAUCUCACAGAGUUCGGUCGGUUCCAGUGUCACACAAAUGAGCCGGUCCUCAAUGGGUAUGAUCAUGGACGGCUCGAUGUACAAUGUCCCGGAGAAAGGUGCCACUACUGGCGUCAGUUUCACCGAGGAAGAUGUUGAGCAGGGCAUCCGUGAACACCACACAGAGGAUGCGCAACCGCCGGCGCCCUCGGAGGCCUCUCACCAGAGCCAGAGCGGCGUGACGACCUCUCUGGUGUCGGAGGUCCUCCUGCCGGCCAAGGAGAUGGAGAUGAGUCUGACAUCCACCGUCAACGCGGGCGGAGCAGAGGCCGACACGGACGCGGCGGCGCCGUCCGACCACGAGGGGCCGCAGCUGGCCGUGCCGGAUAUGCCGUCCGUGCCGCACACUGAGGUGUCCUCUCCCGAGCCGGGCCUCAAGGUGAUCGAGUCGCCCUCGAGCCGCUCCAUGCCCGCCAGUCGGCCGGACUCGUCGCCCAGGGAGCCCGCUCUCAGCAGGGCCUCACCGACCUCCGUGGCACCCCCGUCUAUCGCUCCCUCACCUCCGGUUCUGCCCACCACAAUCUCCCAGCAGGCUUACACGCGAGCCGUGGAGCGGGCCUUCGCCAACAAGUGCCUCAAGCAUUCUAAGUUUGUUACAGAUCUUGAGAUGAAUGAGUUUGUGACGAAGUACCUGCUUAUUGAACAGCAAAAUGAGAACUUUAGAAGGGCGAAUGAGUUCGUCUAUCAAAUAGUUGAUACCCAGAUGGAGCUGCAGUGAAUGGUGAAUCUUAUCCGAUAGCUACUCUUAGCUACUACUUUUCCUUUUCUGGCUUUUGCUUGACCUAAGAUUAUUUAAACUAAUAAAAUAAUACUAAUCACUUUUGACCUCUCGCACGAAUAUUCCAUGCCUGUUCAUUAUAGGCGUAGUAGUAUUGUAGUAUACUUUAUCUGUAGUAUACCCUACGCAAUAUGGUAGCAAUAUUUUACGCGGCGCUAGUGGCGCAUACUGCGGCGAUAGCGCAGUUGACGUGCAUUUGCACGACCAACGCCCUUGUAGAUUCGCGGUCCCCGCUCGGCGAAACUCGUUUGGCUAGGGCGAAUUUUAGAUAAAAACGGGAAACGGAAUAGUGUUAAUACUUCUGUGUGGCUUUGCGAAUACUCGUCUGGAUUUGUGCAGUGUCUGGAUAUCUCAUUUCCCUUCAGGGACGUUGAAAGCUGGCGAACAGUGACGGUUCACCGAUCGAUAAUCCCUCGACCCUUCGUGAGUCGUGAAAGUGGCUUCGCAGAAAGCAUUGAAUAUAAGUGUUUAGCGUGAAAGUGUUAAAAAUGGCUGAUGAAAAGGAAUCUGGAUCUAGUCCUGCUGAAGACAGUAUUAAAGUGGUAUGUCGUUUUCGUCCUCUGAACACUUCCGAAGAAAAGGCUGGAUCAAAGUUUAUUGUGAAGUUCCCUUCACAAGCAGGAUCAGAUGACAAUGCAUGCUCAAUUGGGGGAAAGCUGUACAUGUUCGAUAAAGUCAUAAAGCCCAACGCCACACAAGAAAAAGUCUACAAUGAUGCGGCACGCACCAUUGUCAAAGAUGUCCUCAUGGGUUACAACGGCACCAUCUUCGCGUACGGCCAGACCUCCUCUGGCAAGACGCACACAAUGGAGGGUGUGCUGGGCCGGCCGGACCUUCAGGGUAUCAUCCCUCGGAUUAUCGCCGACAUCUUCAACCACAUCUACGGCAUGGAGGAGAACCUCGAGUUCCACAUCAAAAUCAGCUACUUCGAGAUCUACAUGGACAAAAUCAGGGAUCUGCUGGACGUUUCCAAGGUGAACCUGGCCGUACACGAGGACAAGAACCGCGUGCCGUUCGUCAAAGGCGCCACUGAACGGUUUGUCUCCAGUCCCGAGGAGGUGUUUGAAGUCAUCGAGGAGGGCAAAGCCAACCGGCAUAUAGCCGUCACGAACAUGAACGAGCACAGCUCACGUAGUCACAGCGUGUUCCUGAUCAACGUCAAACAGGAAAACCUCGAGAACGACAAGAAACUCUCCGGAAAACUGUACCUGGUCGAUCUUGCUGGCAGUGAGAAGGUCAGCAAGACUGGCGCCGAGGGUACCGUGUUGGACGAAGCGAAGAACAUCAACAAGUCGCUCUCUGCUCUGGGCAACGUGAUAUCGGCUCUGGCAGACGGCAACAAAUCUCACAUCCCGUACCGUGACUCGAAGCUGACCAGGAUCCUCCAGGAGUCGCUCGGAGGUAACGCGCGGACCACCAUCAUCAUCUGCUGCUCGCCGGCGUCCUUCAACGAGGCCGAGACCAAGUCGACACUCGACUUUGGCCGCAGAGCGAAGACGGUGAAGAACACGGUAACGGUCAACGAGGAGCUGACCGCCGAGGAAUGGAAGCGCCGCUACGAGCGCGAGCGGGACAAGAACGGCCGGCUGCGGGGCCAGAUCGAGCGGCUGGAGGAGGAGCUCAGAAAGUGGCGCGCUGGAGACACCGUCGGAAAGGACGAACAGGUCAACCUGGCAGACGUCAUGGAUGUCUCCGUCUCCGCACCGGCGGCCAGCACCGGCGCUCCGGCAGCCCCCGCCGCUCUGCCGAUGGUGGCCUCGACUGCCAGCCUCUCCGGCGACGAGCGUCUCAAAUGGGAGACCGAGGUGGCCAAGCUGUACGGCCAGCUGGACGAGAAGGAUGACGAGAUCAACCAGCAGAGCCAGCUGGUGGAGAAGCUGAAGGAACAGAUGCUCGAACAGGAGGAGCUGAUCGCCUCGACGCGGCGCGACUACGAGCAGGUGCAGGUGGAGAUGAACCGCAUCCAGCAGGAGAACGAGUCGGCCAAGGAUGAGGUGAAGGAGGUGCUGCAGGCGCUCGAGGAGCUGGCCGUCAACUACGACCAGAAGAGCCAGGAUCUGGAGGCCAGGAGCAAGGAGAACGACACCAUCACGCAGGAGCUGUCACAGAAACAGUCCCUGCUGAACACCACCGAGUCUGAGCUGCAGCAGCUGCGCGACACGCACAACCACCUGAAGAAGCGCGCCAGCGAGAUGCUCACCAACCUGCUGAAGGACCUGGGCGAGGUCGGAGUCGCCGUCGGAGGAUCCGCUGCAGAUAUGAAGCUGGCGGCGGACGGUAGCGGUAAGAUGGAGGAGGAGUUCACCGUGGCGCGACUCUACAUCUCCAAAAUGAAGUCCGAGAUCAAAAACCUGGUCACUCGCUGUCACACGUUCGAGACCUCACAGAACGACUCCAACAAAAAGAUGGAGGAGGCUGAGCGGGAACUGAGCGAGAGCCGACUGCUCAUUCAGACCCACGAGGCGAAAAUUAAGUCGCUGCAGGAGUCUGUGCGCGACUCGGAGGCCAAGAAACGUCAGCUGGAGGAGUCGCUGGAUGCGAUUAACGAGGAGGUGGCCAGCCUGCGUGCGGCAGAACAAAUGGCCUCGCUGUCGUCGGCGGCGCAGAAGGAUGCCGAGGACGCGCGUCAGAUCCGCGCGCACCUGGAGGAGCAGAUCGAACAUCACCGCGAGACGCACCAGAAGCAGGUGUCGGACCUGCGCGACGAGAUCGCCGCCAAACAGACCUUCAUCGACCAGCUCAAGGAUCUGAACCAGAAGAUGGCACUACAGCAGGACCAGCUGCGAGCGGAGCACGACAAACUGCGCGCGGACAACGAGGACAAGUCGCAGCGCCUCCACCAGCUGCUGCAGCAGGCUGACCGGCGCGAGCAGGCGCGCGAGGACCUCAAGGGACUGGAGGAGACGGUGGCCAAAGAGCUGCAGACGCUGCACAACCUGCGCAAACUGUUCGUCCAGGACCUGCAGAACCGAUUCAAGAAGUCGGCUCUGGGUGAGGAGACGGACGACGUGGGUGGCUCGCUGGCCCAGAAGCAGAAGAUCUCCUUCCUGGAGAAUAACCUCGACCAGCUGACCAAGGUGCACAAGCAGCUGGUGCGCGACAACGCCGACCUGCGCUGCGAGCUGCCCAAGCUGGAGAAGCGGCUCCGAGCCACCAUGGAGCGGGUCAAGGCGCUGGAGACGGCGCUGAAGGAGGCCAAGGAGGGCGCCAUGCGCGACCGCAAGCGCUACCAGUACGAGGUGGACCGGAUCAAGGAGGCGGUGCGCCAGAAGAACCUGGCGCGUCGCGGCCACGCCGCCCAGAUCGCCAAGCCGAUCCGCGCCGGCCAGCCGCACCCGGCUCCGGUGAUCCGGCCCGGCCAGCCGCAGGGCGGGUUCAGCAGCCGGCCCGCGUCGGCCGCCGACGCCGACAUCGCCGCCGUGAAGGCCCGGCAGAAGAAGGCGGCCAACAACCGCGACGACUAAGCUGUGUGCUCGGGCGAGGAUGUGCUCGGCUGCUUCAGUCUUGGCGCAGCGGUGUCCGCGGCUCCGCGUGCUGCUCGCUUCGCUUGGCGUCUCCGCCGGUCCCGUGACGAACAGUGCACUGCGCUUCCCGCCGGAUGGCAGCUGACCGCCACGGUCGGUGUGGGGGAGAGUUCGGGCCCCGGCGGCCGGUGUGAGGAGUCCUGGAUCCCUGCCGGCUGGUGUGGGGAGUCCUGGGCCCCGCUGGUCGGUGUGGGGAGUCCGGACCCCGCCGGCUGCUGUAUGGAGUCCCGGGCCCCGCCGGCCGGCGCGCGGCGUGAUGGCCGGGCUAUGUGACGUGCACGGCGGUGUGACCAGCCGGCGAGUGGAGUGCCGACCGAUGUGAUGACAGGAAAGGUGACGACGUUUGGGCGUGGGCCACACAGUGGGUGCACAUCAGUGGCCCGUUUUCAUCUGAUCUUUUUAGUGCCGGCGCCGCGCGCUGCGUCCCCGUGGCGACCCGCUCGGACGGGGAAGCGGCCGCCGGCGCCGCGCCACCGCUGAUCGAACGCAGGUCUACUCUGUUGCGUUGUAUGUACGACCUAUUUUAAGUAGUAGUCAAUUAAUUGGUGCAUGUUUAAUUUAUGGUUGUGCCUUUGUUGGGUGGAUGCUGGGCGUGGGUUUUACGGGCCACGCGAAACUCGACCGAAGAAAUAGUCUGUCGUCGGCUGGGUCUGUCAGCCGACAGCGGACGGCGGUGAAGCCCGCGCAGAGACGGCGGCGCAGCGCCUCUUCUCGUCACCGGUCUCCCGGUGCGCAGAGGCGGCCGGACACGGACGGCACACAGACGGCUGGCGGUGCUUUUAUUUAUUUGCCGGCGCGCCGGACCCCGGGCGCCGGCCGUCCGCUCCUCCUGUGUUGCUGCGGCGCCGACCGCUCCUGUUUUGGGUUUGUAUGUCUCGGGGAGUGUGCGAGUGAAUCGCGCGGGGUGAGAGUGAGGGUGUGAUGGAGGCCGGCCGCACACGGCGCGGCUGUUUCCGGGGCUUAGGUGCACGUAGGCGACCUGACACACACCGGCGCUGUAAAGGUUUCUGCUUUAAGGCACGCGAGUGUGAUAUGUGGGCGGAGGGAGGGCCGGCCGGGCCGCCAGCGCCGGGUCGGCAGUCAGGGGCUGUCUCUGUGACCGACCGCGUGCACUGACGGCUUUAUUUAGAUGAUGUUACUUUCAAUUAUGGUAAUAAAUUAUAUUAUCGA
This is a messenger RNA of Amphibalanus amphitrite, 5956 nucleotides long. It is a transcript of the gene Khc, whose product is annotated as kinesin heavy chain-like. The coding region runs from base 1751 to 4726 and encodes 991 amino acids. The record is from RefSeq and is a predicted model, not a curated record. Lineage: Eukaryota; Metazoa; Arthropoda; Thecostraca; Balanomorpha; Balanidae. The transcript has 18 exons. Gene Ontology annotation, molecular function: ATP binding; microtubule binding; microtubule motor activity. Gene Ontology annotation, biological process: microtubule-based movement.